UUGGUAGGCCCUGUUUUCCGGAUACAUUGUGGGUCAACAUUAUAUUAGGCCACUUUUAUUUCCCCGAAUAGCGCCAGGUAUUUAUUGCAGUUCAGUGGCCUUUAUAUGCCCAGAAGAUUUGUUUCUAUGACCAGUUUGCAACAAAAACUAGACUUGUGAUCAGAAAAUACUUUGGUAUUUUUUAAACUCUACGGCUAGAUAUUUUCCGGACAUAGACGGCUGUCGAAGUAGAUGAUCAAAAUGACGUCAUUUCGUCUUCAUUUGGUGAUUUUUCUACUCAGCAUCGCUGGUGCCUUAUGCCGGAAUUUCAUGAAGAGCAUUCUACACAACCGAGCUCUGAAUUGCAAGCCAAACGAGUUCCUAUGUAAAGAUGGCCAGAACUGUGUCCCCAUGAAACUCACUUGUGAUAUAGAGGAGGACUGUGGCGAUGCCUCGGAUGAACGUUUAAAUUGCCCAACUGACUGCUCACACAAAAACCAGUUCAAAUGUGCCUCUGGAAACGAAUGCAAGUCAAGGUUUUUUGCCUGCGAUGGUAUCGCCGACUGCACUGACGGGUCAGACGAACAAAACUGCGAGAAAUUCGUGUGCUCUGACGGUGAAAUCAAGUGCGACAACCACCUCUGUAUUGAGGCGGACUGGAAGUGUGACGGCAACAACGACUGCGGUAACAACUGGGAUGAGACCGGAUGCAGCGGUUAAUUAAUCAACCAUCGAUUGAACUAUUUUACAAAUCACGUGCCAGUCUACAUACAUGCCCAAAAAUAUAUGCACAUUCGAGUGUAUUUGUAAAAUAUGAGAAUAAAAAGAUAUGUGACUAUUUAUUAAAAAAUAAGUUUAUAGAGAUAGAAGAUAAAUAAAUGUAUU
This is a messenger RNA of Physella acuta, 864 nucleotides long. RefSeq names its product low-density lipoprotein receptor. Gene Ontology annotation, molecular function: protein binding. The record is from RefSeq and is a predicted model, not a curated record. NCBI's taxonomy places the organism in Eukaryota, Metazoa, Mollusca, Gastropoda, Physidae. Gene Ontology annotation, cellular component: plasma membrane; signaling receptor complex.